Mollisia scopiformis is the source of this 1020-nucleotide messenger RNA. Its product is annotated as cytochrome P450. The coding region runs from base 1 to 972 and encodes 323 amino acids. The transcript has 4 exons. Lineage: Eukaryota; Fungi; Ascomycota; Leotiomycetes; Helotiales; Mollisiaceae. Gene Ontology annotation, molecular function: oxidoreductase activity, acting on paired donors, with incorporation or reduction of molecular oxygen; heme binding; monooxygenase activity. The record is from RefSeq and is a predicted model, not a curated record.
AUGGCUCUUGGUCGUCGUGUGUCUACGGCAAGACGUUCCAGAGCAAUUCAUUGGGCAGGCGAAAUAUCCAGACCAUGGAUCCAGAGAUCACCAAAAGGAGAGAAAUGGGCUAUCCGCCGGAAACUCAUCAAACCAUCAUUCGACGUGAUCCACAUUGCCAAUCUGGACAAUCGAAGCCUUGGGAGACAUGUUGAGCGGCUUAUGGAUCUGAUACCUCGAGACACCUCGACCGUAGAUUUGAUGCCUCUGUUCAGACGCUUGAAUUUGAAGACUGGAAUUGGAAGUGAAGAUAACCACUUUAGAAUCAUCGACGAGAUGGCAAAAGCAACUCAAGACCGUCUUACCCUUCGCUUUCAGAUGCAUAAUCUCUUUACCCCAGCGCACGAUGGAGCCGCCAUCACCCUCAGUAAUGCGUUUUUCCACCUCUCCCGAAACCCUGGGGCCUGGGCCAAGCUGAGAGCAGAAAUAUUACCUACCAAGAGAUCGAGCAUCACUUAUGACUUGCUAAAGACAUAUGGAUAUCUCAAGAAUGUGAUACAUGAGACACAUCGGGUCACACCACUCUCAACAUUGAUUUCUAGACAAUGUAUCAAAGAGGUUGUUCUACCUAGUGGCGGAGGAAAAAAUGGAAAGGCACCUCUUUACGUCCAGCAAGGAGAUGUUGUAGAGAUGAAUUUCCGAUGCACCCUUCGAGAUAAAGAAUUCUGGGGAAAAGACGCCGAUGAGUUUAGGCCUGAAAGAUGGGACAAUUUGAUGCCGACUUGGGAGUACACUCCAUUUGGUGGCGGUCCACGAAUCUGUCCAGGCUUCCGUCUUGUUUCCGCAAAGACUGCAUACAAGAUGGUGACGAUUUUGAGGGAAUUUGAAAGACUUGAAAGUCGUGACGAUAGGCCAUGGACUGAGGACACGAGAGCGACGUUUCAGAACUUGAAUGGGUGUAAAGUCGCUCUUUUUCCUGCUCAGACAGUGUAGCUCUGGAGCUAAUAAUGUACGCUAAUACGAUCACCUGUAUUUCAUAUU